Messenger RNA from Cryptomeria japonica (Japanese cedar), 1100 nucleotides. RefSeq lists its product as uncharacterized. The record is from RefSeq and is a predicted model, not a curated record. Bases 203 to 757 code for a protein of 184 amino acids. Lineage: Eukaryota; Viridiplantae; Streptophyta; Pinopsida; Cupressales; Cupressaceae. The transcript has 3 exons.
AGUAGUCCAUCAUUCAAAAAUUAUAUAUUGCAGUUCUUGAGUAGUUGAAUCUUGACUUUGAUUAAUUUAAAGCUUUGCAUUACAAAAUUCAAGUAUUUUGGAAGGAUUUAUUCUCACAAUUCAUUGUUUGGCGGGGUUUAUAAUUUCAAUUUUUUUCUGUCAAGAGGUGCACAAGGACUGAUUUCAUAAAAUUCUAACAAAAAUGGAGGAUUGCAACAACAAAGUCGAAGAACCUGUGACGAAGCUUAAAAGAACAACUUCUUUUUCUGGUUCAGAAAUUGAAAAUAGCUCUAGCACAAUGCGCAAGAAAAUAGUUGUUGUGCCCACUGAAGUUUCUGAGAAUGUGAAUGGAGAUUCAGCUGAGUUGUUUUUGGUAAAUGACGGGCAGAAUUGUAGGCACGAGAAUAUUGACGGAAAAGAAGAGAAUUUAGGCUUUGAUUCUCUACAUACAUCUAUUUUGGUUGAAAUUAUGUGCAAGGUCUCUCAUGAUCAACUUGACUCGCUAUCUACUGUAUCACACAAAUUUGAGGAAGCGGUUAAUGUGGCCAAGGAGAUUUUUUUUGAUUAUAAGACUCCUCCAGUUUGUGUAAAAUCUCCUGAAAGUUCUUUGCUUAAUGCGCCAAAGAAACCUGGAAGUUCUAGGAUGUCAAAGUUAUCAGCUCAAGACAUCAAGGAACUUAAAAGCUCCACAUGCCAGACAAGAAUGAUGAUACAGAAUUCCACAUUCCAGUCAAGAAUGGCGAUAGGAGAUUUGUAAGCCAUGAUCAUUUCUUCAUAUUGAGCAAUUGGCGAAUUGAGAUGUCCUUUUUUGGUAUGACCCAUAUGUGGGUGUAAGCAGGCUGCAAAGUGCAGUAAUUGGGUUUUCUCUGUUUUGUAAUUGUUCAUAAGUGAUACAUCGAUUGCAUGCAACAGUUCACUCUGUUUUGUAAUUGUUCAUAAGUUAUAUACAUCAAUUGUAUGCAACAGUUCACACUGUUUUGUAAUUGUUCAGAAGUUAUAUACAUCAAUUGUAUGCAAGAGUUCAGCUUUCUUUAAGCUCUCUAGGAUUUUUGGGUUAUAUAAAUUAUCGCAAUUCAAGACAGUUCACCUCAAUGAAUCAA